AUGGCCUCCAUCCCAUCGAGCGGCUCGCUCAUGGCAACGCACAACUACCGCAGAAGGCGUCUGAGCUCCACAUCCAGCAACAGCUCCUGCGGCAGCUCGGAGUACUCUGGGGAGGUCAUCCCCCACCCCCCGGGGAAGUGCUGCCCCGGUCUGCCCAAAUCUGACCCCGGCCACUGGUGGGCCAGUUUCUUCUUCGGGAAGACAACUCACCCAGCAAUGACAACCGUGUCGGAGUCGCCAGAGAGCUCGGGAGCGCUGCGGGUGACAAUGGGACCAAUGGCGUGUGGCCUGGUGCCAGCCCCAGGGACGGCACGGAGGCGCCACACCAGCGAGCCCAGCUCCGGGCCCUCUGCAUGA
Molecule: messenger RNA, 357 nt
Organism: Apaloderma vittatum (bar-tailed trogon)
Lineage: Eukaryota; Metazoa; Chordata; Aves; Trogoniformes; Trogonidae
Gene: PPDPF
Product: pancreatic progenitor cell differentiation and proliferation factor
Exons: 4
Coding region: 1-357 (118 amino acids)
Biological process (GO): multicellular organism development; cell differentiation
Source: RefSeq, a predicted model, not a curated record